GAGCAACACGCUAAUGCUAGUUGCGCCACAUGACCACAACGGAUGACUGCGCUCGAUAAAUGAGGAAUCAAUGGUUGCUCAAUGCUUUUUUUCAUGGCUAUAGUGAUUUCUAGAUAGGAUACGUACAUUCCAAAAACUAUCCAGACGAUUCUUCAUUUUUAAUGGACACAGAAUUACUUGCUUGUAAGGAGUAUAUUUGAAGCUUCUGUCGCUCACAUGAGUUUCAAGGAGACAGCCGAGAUGGGCGAUAUCUUGGCAACAGAAGCAGAUCUUCUUGGGAUGAUCAAAGAGUAUCUUAAAUUUGAGGGUUUUGAAGAGACUAUUGAUAGCUUUGACAUGGAGUGUCAAUGUAAAGGCAAACUCGUCUCUAAGCCUCAAGGUAGCUCACUGAGAGACUCAAAGAACCAUGCCAUCCAGAGAGACCUCCUUACCUCUUUUGAUGAUGGAGACCAUAAGGUGUUCUUUGAACUGUGGACAAACCAUAUUGAGGUGAAAGAUACAGAUGCUGCUGCUCAAAGUUUGGAGUUUUACCUUUACAUUCACUUCACUAUCUACCCACUGAGGAAACAUCUUAGUCACGAGCAAGGUGACCUUGAGGAAAGGGUAUCCCUAUUUAAACAGUUCCUUGAGACACAAGGAGCAGCACUGAGUCAAACUACAGAAUUCCUGCCCUACUACGCACUGCCAUUUGUUCCUAAUCCUAUGGCACACCCUUCAUUUAAAAAUCUUUUUCAGGAUUCCUGGAUACCAAAGUUGAAGAAAAAGCUCGAGCAAUUUCUGUCAUUUACAUUGAAGUCACCAAACAGCCCUAGACUUCUAAGUUUAUAUAGAGAGGGUGGCAGAAGUACCAAAGAAGCCAUGCAGCAGCUGCAGAUCCAGUUGUCUGAGUCAAACCGGCGCAUUGCGACUUACAUAAAGAAGUGUAAUAAAAUUCAGGUCGAUUACUACAACCUGAUUGGAAUAACCGCUGACCUGAUCGACUUAUUGGAGGCAUCUGUCAGUGGAAAAAUGAUCUCCCCUGAGUACCUGCAGAGGGUCUGUGUUUGUCUGUUCAACCGCCAGAUGAGACAGAGCGCAGUUCAGAGCACAGACUUCACCAGGCCUGGCACUGGAUAUUACUCUAUGAGUCCUUAUGAUGAUGGCUAUGCCUCCUCAAUCCUCAGAGCGUCAAUUGCACCUCAAAGACCCAAGGAGGUGCCAAUGCUGCCAUCAUUGGACUAUGACAAGCUGAAGAAAGAUCUGAUGGAGGGGACAGACAGGCUCAGAGCUCUACUGCUGCAAGCACUGCGCUGGAGACUCACACGGUCACUUCCUGGUGAGCAGAGAGAUACGGUGCUUCAAGCUUACAUCACCAAUGAUCUGCUUGACCGCUUCAGCAAUAAUCAGGAAACUGUGCUUCAUUUAAUGUGGUCAAGAAAUGAUAUUGUCCGUCAGUUCAUGGCUCGCCUGAUCAAUGCCUUCGCUUCUCUUGCAGAGGGCCGAGUUUAUCUCUCUCAAUUCCCCAUUCUUCUGCAAAUGAUGACAGAGGCUCUCAAGAAGGAGGAAAAAGACUCGCAGACCAGAGAAUAUGUUCUAAUUGCGCUGCAGAAACUCAGUCUUAGGAGGAGUCAGCAGACUGCCAUGAUAGAGAAGGAUCUGAUUUGCUGGCUUGUGGAUGAAUUGCAGGACUAUGACUGUCUCAGUGACUGCACUUUGGAGUACUCCAUGGCUCUGCUUAUGAACCUCUGUCUGAGAACAAAGGGAAAAAGAAAGUGUGCUGAAAAGGCCAAACAAGUGCUUAAAGUUCUGACUGACCUACUGGGGCACGAGAACCAUGAGAUUCGACCAUAUGUCAAUGGAGCCUUGUAUAGUAUCCUAUCUUUACCCUCUGUGAGACAGGAAGCCAAAGAGAUGAGCGUUGAGGAGAUUCUUUAUUGUUACUCGAAAGAGGAUGAUCCAAACCUGAACAGACAGAUUGAGUAUGUCAUCAAGCAACUCAACUCAACUGAAGACGAAGGAUCGGAGUCAGAGGAUGAGGAAGAAGAGGAUGACAAUGAUGAGGAUCUGAUGGAGACAGACUUGGAAGAGGAAGUUGUCCAGCCACAGUCAGGAGAACUGUCUGGGGAGAGUCUGCUCACUACAGAGUACCUGGGAAUUCUGACCAAUAUGGCAAAAGCAAAAAAGAGAUGUCCAAAUCCACAAUCCGAAGGCAACGAACCCCUACAGCGCCCAGUCACUCCAAAACAGAGGAAUUCAAGCCUAGGGAAUUCCAGAGCAGGCAGCCCUGGGGAUGAUGGCCAGGACAGCCUCCCUCCAUCUCGCUUCAAUUCUCGGCCUCCCACUCGCACUGGCAGCCGCCCCAUGACCACUGAGUCCUUACAUCAGAGCACCGAUACUGAAAGUGUAAGGUUUUCCCAUGAUAUAGAUUCGGAUGCUCUGUUUGAAAGUCAUGCCAGAAAAGGACUGGAGGAGCAAAAUGGAGACAGGGAUUAUAUUCCAGCAUUUGUUAGUCAGCCAAAGAUUCCACGCACACCUGAUGGCCCGUCACCACAGAGGGGAUCCAGUCACAGCCGUGGCCUGGCCCCUUCUUUCUCCCAUUGUGAACCACAGCGGAGUAGGCCCAACUCGGGCGCCUCUAAUGAAGACAAGUCUCAGAUGAGCCCAAGCGGUCAGUCCAAAAGGAGGUGAGGAGGGACCUGUCACCAUGGAGCUCCACUAUCUCCCCCACAGCAUGGGACUUCCUGUAACCUCAUCCCUGGUCAGUGGUGAUCAGGGUCCAGGCGCAGAGACGGUCGAAGAUCAGCCUCACAAACAGAGAGGUAAAGGGGGAGGGGCCAGAACAAUGCAAAGGAUUGUGAGGGGGUUGUGUUUUUUCACCCCUUCUGCAGUAGACCUGUUCUGUAACUUUAUAGUGGGUCAGACAAUAAUCACAGUCUGGAGCUGUCCCUCCCCCUGCACUCUGUGUAUUCAUUCACCUCUGCCCCUCCAUUCACAGAGCUAUUUCCUGACUAAUCUUCCGCUUUGCUAAUUAUUACCUUCAUUUUCUGAGCUAAAGCUUUUAAGUGUCAACAUAUUAUGUUGUGCAAAUUGUGGUGCCCAUCUUAAACUUUAAUGUAUGUAUCAAUAAGCAUGCCAAGGACGGAUGUCUUGAUAACAGAAUCUAUUUUGGGGAAAAAGGGAUUUCCGCAGUUUUGUUUUUUCUCUUGAAUAUUCUUGUACAUAGAGACAUAUUCUCCAUUGUAGCAGAUUUUUAUGGUGACUGAUUAAGACUUAAGUUAUUUUUAACUUAUGCAGUAGGAAUGUUUACAAAUGACACAGGUCUGCACUGACUCAUGAAUUUUAGGAAUCAUAUGCUGCUUAUUAAUGUGUCUACCAAUAUGUAUGAGAGACUUGAAUAGUAGUUAUUGUUGACAUUAAUGUUUGCACGCGUUGAGGUGUAUAGUUUAAUUUUUGUUGUUGUUGUUUUUUUUACAAAAAUCCUGUCAUUUACCAUAAUUCAUUUUGGUUGUAAAUAAAAUUAUGCCACAUUUUAUUUUAUUUCAAAUAAAUUCAAUUCUUAAUGUCUUCUAUAGAUUCAUACAUUUUGUAUAAAAUGCACUAAAUCACUUGGUUUCUUAAUAAACUGGUGUCAUGAGCCCAAACUAGAGCAGUACAAGAUGUCUUGCUACAAGCAGGGUAAGGGGAUAAAAAUUAACCCCUCUGGCAAUUCAGCAAUAAUUCCACACAUUUUACACAUGUUAUGACAUGUGUGUAUUGAGUAUAAUAUGUUACUAUAUGUUACACCUGAGAUGAAGUCAACCUACAGAGGUUUAUCUUGAGAUAACUUAGCCUUGUUCAAAUAUAUCAGUUGUUCAAAUACUUCAGACUGUUCAAAUAAGACAGAUUGUUCAAAUUGUCCACUUGUAUGAAUAACAAAUGU
Periophthalmus magnuspinnatus is the source of this 3898-nucleotide messenger RNA. Its product is annotated as lisH domain-containing protein ARMC9. The transcript has 26 exons. Gene Ontology annotation, biological process: cilium assembly. The record is from RefSeq and is a predicted model, not a curated record. Gene Ontology annotation, molecular function: protein binding. NCBI's taxonomy places the organism in Eukaryota, Metazoa, Chordata, Actinopteri, Gobiiformes, Gobiidae. Bases 217 to 2667 code for a protein of 816 amino acids. Gene Ontology annotation, cellular component: centriole; ciliary basal body; ciliary tip.